ACUAGGAAACAGUCAAUCGGCUAAACAUCAACAUCCGGUUAUAAAGUGUAGUGGCUUUUGAUAUUUCGCUUACUUUAGACUCUACUAAAAGGCGGUUGAUGAAAGCACAGAGGUGGAUGAUGAAAUAUGUUGUUCUCUUAUGGAUUUCCAAUGUCAUGAAUUUAUGUGGGGGAUUUUUACGAGAAGAUUUUGGAAAUGUUUUACGACAGGAUGUUAAGUCAGUGUCACCAACAGAUUCUGAUGUAGAUGAAGUAAUAAAGUAUGCUCAACAGUAUACCAGAAAGCGAUAUCCUUGGAGUAUACCAAAUGAGAAAAUUGAUCCAGAGAUUACAAAUCUCAAUAAAAAGUUACUUAUAUAUUCACAUGACAAUAGAGCACCAUUGUAUUAUGAUGAUGAAGUCACAGACAGAUCUGGUGCCAUGUACGGUAUCACAAGAUUCAUCACCCUCGGAAAAAUCUAUGAUUUCAGUCUGACCUGGAAAGAGAACAUGAUAAAGUUUUGUCACAGCUUUACAUUGUCAGUAAGCCAGAAAGAUCAAAUCAAUAUAUAUGUCCAUACAUUUUAUCUACGUAGUCUCAAUAACUCAAAUCCAAACUCAGGUUUAGAACAUUACCUUUUUCCGAAAGUAGGGAGCAGCUAUUUUAAAUACUUUGCAAACAGCGAACACUCUGGACAAUAUUCCUUCUCCCAAGAAUUUUCACAUUUAAAAAUGCCGGAAGAAAAGUUCCAAGAAACAUUCUCCAAAACGUCAGGAGCUGGGCCAGAAGUGUUGGAAGAGAAGACAAUUUCUGUAGGCAAGGAUGGUUCUUUUAAACAUCUAAAAGUGAUGUCAUAUAAUAUAUGGCAUAUGAGCUCAAAAUCUACAAGAGUCGGUGGCUACACUGAGAGAAUGGCCAGGCUAAAACAGGCAAUAUUAAAAGCAGAUGCAGACGUGAUUGCGUUACAGGAGGUACGAUAUGAAGAGGUAAAAGGAGAGAACCUUGGUCCGUGUCAAAUACAUAUGUUGUCUGAGUGGCUACCACAAUAUCAGUAUGUGUUCCAACCGGCUCAAAUGCAAUUAAACACUCCAUACGAGGGAAGAACAGAAGAGGGUGUAGCUAUUAUGUCAAAAUAUCCAAUCUUGUCACACGACAGUCUCAUGUUAUUUAUAAAUCGCAGUAAUAGUGCUGACACACAUCAAAGGGUUUUAUUACAAGCGGAUAUUUUUGUCCCAUCUGUAGGAAUGGUUCAUAUUUUCAACACCCAUUUGUCAUUGAGUCACGAGGCUAGGGAGAAAUCUGUAGUACAGAUAUGGAAUCGUGUCAAUCAAGUGAAAGGACCAGCAAUAGUUUUUGGGGAUCUAAAUGCAGAACCACAUGAGCCUGCCAUGCAAUAUUUAAGGGGAAAAGCUGAGUUUCCAGGAACGGAGAGAUCAGGACUGAUUGAUGUGUGGUCAAAAAAACACCCAAAUGAUAAAGGGUUUACAUUUAACACACUUGAGAAGAAUCUCACUAAAAGGAUUGACUACAUAUUCUAUCGUGGUGAUGAUCAGUGUUGUGAAAUAGAAGACUGUUACAUUCCAGAUGAUGGUGGUAGAAGUUACAAUGCAGCAUCCGACCACCUACCUUUGAUGGCAGUUUUAUCAUUAAAGACAAAAACGUUAAAGCCAGAUGCCGAGCCAAGCUAGUCCGUAUACAUCUUAAAGAGAGAAGUUGGUCAGCUUAAAUGAACUGGUGCAGAUGACAUUCGAUUUUAUAGCUUGCAAAUGAUAACAUUGGGAUCAUAUGUUUCAUAUUUAGUGCAAUAAUAACUUAUAUACCAUGUAAAAUAAACAGGAUAAUUGUGUGUGUUCCCAUAAAAAAUAUUUACUUUUUUUAUGGAAAAUACUUUUUUCAUUCCAUUUUAUAAUGAAACAAGGAAUAAAGUGCUUGUAACAGCUA
Ruditapes philippinarum (Manila clam) is the source of this 1920-nucleotide messenger RNA. RefSeq lists its product as uncharacterized. Lineage: Eukaryota; Metazoa; Mollusca; Bivalvia; Venerida; Veneridae. Gene Ontology annotation, biological process: GPI anchor biosynthetic process. The coding region runs from base 99 to 1667 and encodes 522 amino acids. Gene Ontology annotation, molecular function: catalytic activity. The transcript is spliced from 11 exons. Gene Ontology annotation, cellular component: endoplasmic reticulum. The record is from RefSeq and is a predicted model, not a curated record.